UGGAGCUCAUGAUUUGUGUGGAAGCUCCGCGCGACGUUGUGAUGGGGGGAGCAGACUGAAUGCAGUCAUCGUGUUUAUGGACGGGAAGAAAAGGAGGCCGCCACGUUUCUGUUUUACGUCUCCCGGACAGCCGCGCGCCCUGGUUGCUGUGUUUUUUUUCUCUCCCCUCUCUCUUUUUUCUUUUUUUUUUCUUUUCGUCUUUUUUUUGGAGGACUGACUGGAUACUGACAGCAGCUGCUGUGGAGCUGAAAUCUCAUCUCAGCCAUCUUUGACUACCCCCCCACCCCUCUCUCCCUCCUCCUCCUCCUGCUGCUCCUCCUCGGCUCAAAGUAAACACGGCUUGCACGUCGCGUGCAACUCCAUGCAGGAUCCCGAGGCAGGCGAGAUGGGCUCGGCGCGCGACAUCUGACCCGAUUUGCUCGCAUCCGAGCCGCACAGGGGAGGGGACGCGACUCGCCGGAGUCAUGGACCUGCUCGGGAUCUACCUGCUCCUCUGCCUCGCUCUCCUUCCCCGAUCCAGCGGCACCGCGGCCAAGGAGAUCACCUGCCAGGAAAUAGUCGUGCCCCUGUGCAAGGGGAUCGGCUACAACUACACCUACAUGCCCAAUCAGUUCAACCACGACACGCAGGACGAGGCCGGUCUGGAGGUGCACCAGUUCUGGCCUCUGGUGGAGAUCCAGUGCUCGCCGGACCUGAAGUUCUUCCUCUGCAGCAUGUACACCCCGAUCUGCCUGGAGGACUACAAAAAGCCCCUUCCGCCGUGCCGGAGCGUGUGCGAGAGAGCCCGGGCCGGCUGCGCGCCGCUCAUGAGGCAGUACGGCUUCCCCUGGCCGGACAGGAUGAAGUGCGAUCUGCUGCCGGUGCAGGGGAACCCGGACACCUUGUGCAUGGACUACAACCGGACGGACUCCACCACGGUCUCCCCCGUGCUGUCGAAGCCCACCAACCACCCGGGGAAAGGGUCUAGCCCGGCUAAAAGUAAGCCCGGCAGACUCGGGAAGUACAAGCCGCCCAACGCUCCGUGCGAGCCGGGCUGCAAGUGUCUGGAGCCCAUGGUGCCGGUGAACACCGACCGCCACCCGCUGUACAACCGAGUCAAAACCGGCCAGAUCACCAACUGCGCCAUGCCGUGCCACAACCCGUACUUUACGCACGACGAGCGGGCGUUCACCGCCUUCUGGAUCGGACUCUGGUCAGUGUUGUGCUUCGUGUCGACUUUCGCCACCGUGGCCACGUUCCUCAUCGACAUGGAGCGCUUCAAGUACCCGGAGAGGCCGAUCAUCUUCCUGUCCGCCUGCUACAUGUUCGUGUCGGUGGGCUACAUCGUCCGGCUGAUCGCGGGGCACGAGAAGGUGGCGUGCAACCGGGAGUUCGAGCUGGAGCACAUCCACUACCAGACCACCGGCCCCGCGCUCUGCACCGUCGUCUUCCUGCUCAUCUACUUCUUCGGCAUGGCCAGCUCCAUCUGGUGGGUCAUCCUGUCCCUCACCUGGUUCCUCGCGGCCGGGAUGAAGUGGGGCAACGAGGCAAUCGCCAGCUACUCCCAGUACUUCCACCUGGCCGCCUGGCUCAUCCCCAGCAUGAAGUCCAUCGCGGUGCUGGCUCUCAGCUCCGUGGACGGAGACUCCGUGGCCGGGAUCUGCUACGUCGGGAACCAGAACUUGGACAACCUGCGCGGCUUCGUCCUGGCGCCUUUGGUGAUUUAUUUAUUCAUCGGGACCAUGUUCCUCCUAGCCGGAUUCGUGUCGCUGUUCCGGAUCCGCAGCGUCAUCAAGCAAGGCGGCACCAAGACCGACAAGCUGGAGAAGCUGAUGAUCCGGAUCGGGAUCUUCACGGUGCUCUACACGGUGCCGGCGACCGUGAUCGUUGCCUGCUACUUUUACGAGCAGCACAACCGGCAGAGCUGGGAGAUUACGCACAACUGCUCCAACUGCCUGCUGGAGCGGGACCGCCGCAGUCCGGACUACGCGGUGUUCAUGCUCAAGUACUUCAUGUGCCUUCUGGUGGGCAUCACGUCCGGCGUGUGGAUCUGGUCCGGGAAGACCGUGGACUCCUGGAGGACUUUCUGCACCCGCUGCUGCUGGGGCAGCAAGGGCACUGGGGGCUCCAUGUACAGCGACGUUAGCACGGGACUGACGUGGAGGUCGGGCACGGCCAGCUCCGUGUCCUGCCCCAAGCAGAUGCCGCUGUCCCAGGUCUGAAUGUGGAAAGGGGGGGAUGUUGGGGUAGCACGUCGAGGG
Messenger RNA from Poecilia reticulata (guppy), 2240 nucleotides. It is a transcript of the gene fzd8a, whose product is annotated as frizzled class receptor 8a. The record is from RefSeq and is a predicted model, not a curated record. Gene Ontology annotation, biological process: canonical Wnt signaling pathway; non-canonical Wnt signaling pathway. Gene Ontology annotation, molecular function: Wnt-protein binding; Wnt receptor activity. Gene Ontology annotation, cellular component: plasma membrane. Lineage: Eukaryota; Metazoa; Chordata; Actinopteri; Cyprinodontiformes; Poeciliidae.